Stegodyphus dumicola is the source of this 2909-nucleotide messenger RNA. Its product is annotated as clotting factor B-like. Gene Ontology annotation, biological process: proteolysis. The record is from RefSeq and is a predicted model, not a curated record. Gene Ontology annotation, molecular function: serine-type endopeptidase activity. Lineage: Eukaryota; Metazoa; Arthropoda; Arachnida; Araneae; Eresidae.
UUUCGAACAGGAUGCUGGAGUAACGUGCAAAUUUCUCGUGUUUGUAUAUAUAAAAAUACUGUGAACAUGAAACGUAAAAAAACAUCAUUGUCCCUUCUCUUCAGAAAAGAUUAUUCUUACGGUGCUUUAGCGUAAAAAAUUGUAGCUAUACUUUUAAUUAUAAUUAUUUUGUCUGUUAAAAGACUGCGACUGACUUCUGCACUGUUAACUACAACUGCACCGAAUGAUGCCAUUUGAUAAAAGAAUGUAUGUAAACAAAGACACAAUUUCUUUCCGAAGCUAAACAAGUGUUCGAGAAGUAUUUAUUUCUUUUUAAAAUGCGGAAGCUCAUCUAAAUAGAUAACAUUGUUACCCUGGAAGAAAGUAAAUCAAAGAAUUAAGAUACCCACAAUGGAUCGCAAACAACCAAGUCUGUGCAUUAUUUAUCGCUUUGUUCUAAUGGCUGUAGUACCAUGUUAUUUAAAUGCUCAGGUACAAGAAGUAUGGAGCAAUGAUUCUGAGGCAUCAAAUAACUCUUACAGCCCGAGCUCUGAACUUUUAUUUAAAAAAGGAACUGAAAAUCUUUCCGUUAAAAAACAUAGUAAAGCAAUAGCAAACACACACCAAGAAUCGCUUUACUUUGCCUCAAAUGGUGGUUUUCAUCAUGAUAAUACAAGUGUGCAUUUGUUUGUGAAAGAUGAUUUGUUUUCCAAUGUAAAUCAAACUGAGAGACAUUCAAACUUGAGCAAACUUCAAGAAAAUACUUUCGAAAGCGCUGUUCAUAAACCCUGUUCAACAAACUGUAUACCAAAAACUCCUCAUGACAAUGUGAUAUAUGAUUUGAAAUAUUCGAAUCUCACCCACAGUGGUAACGGCGUAGAGAUACUGAGAAACAACCAAAGCAUAAGUUCUGUAAAAUUGGCAAGAUAUGUUGCAAAAACGUUUUUUCACGGUCCUUUCAGAGAGCUGCAUCUUAACAGUGAAGAUGUAAAAAAUUCUGAAUCAGAAGCCAUCAGCUAUCCUACAAAAGCCACCGAUUCGUCUAAAAUGGACUCUGAUAUAGCAGACCUUACUUCCUCCCAUAAUGUUUCAGGACAAAACCAUACGAAUGAUAUGAAUAAUACAAGCAGACGUUUAAUGCUUUAUGCUAGGUCAUUAGAUCAUACAAGUGAAGUGGCUGAAAGGUCUCUACGCUCCCGUAGGGUCAAUCGACGAAAUAAUUCGACAACUACCAACAAAAUGGGAAGGAGUGCUACUCCCAAUGUUCAAUCAGAGAACCAUGUGCCAGUAAAUACUUCUGCUUUACAUUCUCCUCCAUCGACUAGAGUCUCACGUCUACCCGAUUUAUCUUUACCGCCAGAAACAGAGUCUGAUGUGCCGGCGAGUAUAUCCAGAGAAGAGUUCAAUAAGUUUAUAGCUGAGAUGAAAGCAAGCCGAUCUGGUAUAUUAUUCGACGGCUCUGGAACUGCUGAAAAUUGUCAGACAUCGAAAAAUGAAGAAGGCAUCUGCAUUCCUCUUACAGAAUGCAAAGAAGCCAUGGAAAAACUCAGGAGAGAAAUACCUCGUAUUUGUAGAUGGAUCGGGGACAUGCCAGUAGUUUGUUGCCCUAAAAUUUCAAAGCCUAGAAAGUUAAGUGUGCCUGGUUGUGGCACACGAAUUGUCAGAGGAUUAAAUAGAAUGGUCCGACAAGUUCCUCGAAUGAUUCCUGCAAUUCCACCAACCAAAUCGGACAAAAAACCAGCAGUAGCCGGAGGUGUAGAAUCAGUUGUUGGAGCUUGGCCAUGGAUGGCUGGCAUCUACACAAGGAAUUUCGGAAUCGAAAACUUCUUAUGCGGUGCAGCUGUCAUUAACGAGAAACACCUGGUGACAGCAGCUCAUUGCUUCCAAACAAGCGGGAGAGGGCGAGUGCAGACUGCUAGAUAUGUCGUUCGAGUAGGCAGCAUAAAAGCUAUGGAAGGAUCUCUUUACCUCAUUGACUCUAUCAUCAUUCAUCCUGAAUAUAAACGAAGAGAACAUUACAACGAUAUUGCUGUCAUCCGUCUCAAAGAUUCGAUGGACUUCUCAACAAACGUCCGGCCCAUCUGCUUGCCUAACUCAUCCGAAAUCCGUGGCAAAAAGCUCAAAGGAAGGGACGUUACCGUAACUGGAUGGGGAGAUCUAGAAUUCGGCGGACAGAGAGCUAGUAUCUUGAGAGAAGUCACUGUUAAAGUUAUGGAUCUACCAUCCUGUAACCAAUCGUACGCAGACAUGAGAGGCACGACGAUUCCUCAAGGGCUUACUUCUCAGUUCAUUUGCGCGGGUGUGCCAGAGGGUGGAAAGGAUGCCUGUCAGCGGGAUUCUGGAGGCCCACUCAUGUUAUUCGAAAACGGCGCUUGGCAUUUAGUCGGGGUAGUUUCGUUUGGCUACCAGUGUGCCCAAGCUGGUUAUCCGGGUGUUUAUACCAGAAUUACCAGCUAUCUUCAGUGGUUAGAAGAAGUCACGGCUGGAUCUUAAAAGAACAAAAGGAAAUUAAUUAAAUUUCCUAAAAGAAAGUAUCUGUGAUAAAUUUGUGGGAAGGCUAAUUUGUGAAAUGCAGUAAUAUUUCUUAAAGAACACCGAAUACUAAAGUGAUCUAAAUCCUGUAUAUAUUCGCAGAUGAAAGAUUUUGAUCAAGAAUGAAAAUUGGUGUAAAUGUGUAAAAGAAUCUAUAUUGUUGAUAUGUAUAAAACAUAAUUUAUACAGAAGUUAUAAAACAUUUGAUCUAAAGCUUUCAGAGGUAGCUUUUAGAUUCCAAAGCUACAGCCAACGCCGUCUCCAGCAUUUCAGUACUCAAGAUAGUCUGUGCAAUUGGCGCAUCCUAUAAAUUGAAUGCUUUAUUAAUGGAAGAGCAAUGUAUUUUAAUUUAAUUGUUUCUUGUGAAUAAUAAAAAACUCAACUCCUGCCUUAUGCAA